AUGGCCUGCGGAGCAAUUUUGAGAAGGAAGCUUUUCUUGAAAUAUACAAGUAGUGCUGCUGGCUUCACCGGACUUGUGUCCAAGAAUUCGAGAAACACAAGUCAUUAUGCUUCUUCUGCAAAUACUACUACUACUGCACAACAACAGACUUCUAGCUCCAGUAACCCUUUUGUAGCUAUUCCUCGCGCUUUCAACACUGUCAUACAUAUGACCAGGAUUAAAAAUGAUGACAAAUUGAUCCAAUCGAAAGGCGUGGAGGCACUGUUGGAAGCUGAAGUUCAUAAAGCUUGUAGAGAGCGAGGAAUCCAUGUGGCGGAAGAAAUGCAGCAACAGAUUGGAGUAUGUAGACCUGUCUCCGAUGAGGAAAUUCUCCGCUUUGCUAAGUUGUUCCACGAUGAACAUACUUUGGAUCACAUUAGCAGGCCUGUCAUGGAGAAUAUGUGCAAGUUGAUGGGAAGCACAACAUUUGGAACAGAUAAAUAUAUGCGUUUUCUACUUUCGGAAAAAUUGAAAUCGUCUCCCAUCAGAUUGCAGAGACGUGGGUUUGCUGACGUUCCUUUGCAAGGGUCAAGAACGAAAGAUUUGGGAGCACUGACUGGGAAAUUAUCAGAGUUAAAGAAUUAUCCACCGCCUUAUCCCAAAUUCAUGUUUCCGAGUGUAUAUGUGCCCCGAGGCGGCGUACCUGUUUAUGAGACCGUGAGCUUUGAAUUUCCGGCUCAGCUAGGUCCGAUGGUCUAUGACUUGAGGAUGGACGUUUGGCCCUAUCCCUUCUAUUGGAUGCUUCACGGGAUUUGGCCAGCCUACAUAUCAGGAGAUUGGCUGGUGCAUUAUAGAUUAGAGGAGCUUUGUAGUUCCGAGAUGCAUCUGAUGAAGGAAGAAGUCAAACAGGAGAUAAUGAAAUUGGAUCACCAGACUAAGGAAAUUCUCCAUGAAGUUUGGCAAAGUUUUGAUGAUCAUUACGAGGAUCUUCGGGAACAGGAUAUGGAGUUUUGGGCAUAUCAAAAAGUUAUUCACUGUUGGGAUCUGCUGGUGGACUGUCCCAAAGGACAUUAUUUCCAUAUGAGUGCAGAAUUGGGGAAGCAUGUGAGGCAAAUACUGAUAAAUUGGACAAUGAAGACCUUGAGUUCUCCAAAUAGAGUCUUCACCUCAGAAUAUAUCCGCAAACAAAUGAGGAUUUUAUUUGGAGUUACUGUGUACGUGGUAGUGAAGGCUGACGACGACAUGAUUUAUGAUCCCAAAUCCACCAAAAUUCCAUUCUUCUACGGUCUUGGAUUCAUGGUAGCUCGAGAUCCAACUCGGCAAUUCCUGUUCAAAUUUUAUGACCACCCAAGCGGAUUGACUAAGGUACCGCAGGGGUUUCUUUAUUAUUUGGCCUAAGCAAUUAGGAUGUCUUUUAGGAAAUUUUCUUUUGAUAAGAACAAAGAUUCAUGUUUAACCUAUGUAAUUUUUAAGAAAUUUCCUUUUGACAUUAUUUGUUAGGCGUUCCCAACUUUGUAGUUUCUACAUCUUAUGUUCUGUUGUGAAAACUAUUCUGGGAUUAUCUUUAAUGUUGAAUUAGAAUGGUGUUUAUUUUAUAUCUUUAAUGAUGA
Molecule: messenger RNA, 1589 nt
Organism: Daucus carota subsp. sativus
Lineage: Eukaryota; Viridiplantae; Streptophyta; Magnoliopsida; Apiales; Apiaceae
Exons: 8
Coding region: 1-1377 (458 amino acids)
Biological process (GO): intracellular monoatomic cation homeostasis
Cellular component (GO): mitochondrial inner membrane
Molecular function (GO): RNA binding; ribonuclease T2 activity; ribosome binding
Source: RefSeq, a predicted model, not a curated record